Desarmillaria tabescens is the source of this 1289-nucleotide messenger RNA. RefSeq lists its product as uncharacterized. Lineage: Eukaryota; Fungi; Basidiomycota; Agaricomycetes; Agaricales; Physalacriaceae. The coding region runs from base 260 to 1189 and encodes 309 amino acids. The record is from RefSeq and is a predicted model, not a curated record. The transcript is spliced from 6 exons.
CAAGGCGAGAGCCCUAUCUUUACAUUCUUCGCAUCGUCAGCACCGUUAUUAUCGUCUAGAAGAUGAUUGGGGGCAUGCUUGGGACAGAGAAGCUCCGAGAUGGACAAGGCAAGACGUAAGCCUGGAUUGGUAGCUUGGUUCUUAUUCUCGCUUGUUGUACGGUUAACGCUCUGGCUGAGGAUAUAAAGGCUGCUCAGACGUCCCAGAUAUGGCCAACCGUCAUCUUCUGUUCACCUAUCUGCCCUGAAGACAAAUCCAAAUGUAUAUCCCACCCCAAGGCAUCUACUUCAGACUACUUGGCCGUGUCAGUCAGUGCGUUCUGUUUGCGCGGAACGGGCCAGAGCCUUUAGUCUGGCAGUACAAAGGGCCGGAAUACGAGGACCAGCUUUUCACGCUUAUCCACGGCACGGGCUCGCAUGCAGGGCUCUACGCUAUCAAGAGCAAGUGUACCGGAAAGGUGCUCUUUUCACGCGGCUCCCCGCCGCCUAGAGUCGGACAAAUCGAAGGAGACGGGGCUCACCCGGACAACUGGUUCGACCUCGAAGAGGGAAGCGGCAAGUACGCGGGGGGUUUCCGCAUCCUGUGCUCUAGCACAGGCCUCGUUCUCUACUCGCGCACGAACGCAGAGCCUCUGUUCGGGAACCACCCCAAGGCAGACGUCGCUGCCGACCAGUACUUCAGUUUCAUUUUUGAGGACAUGAUUGUCAAGAGUGUCGACUAUAAACUGGAGCUCGGCAAGAUCCUCAACGUGACUCCACACGUGCUGGCGAACCAGACGCUCAGAAACAACUCCGACCGCGAGCAGGAGAUGGCGUUCGACUUUUCGGAGAAUGUCACUCAGACUUCGCUGUUCGAGUACACCACUGGCUUCACGGUUUCGGUGGGGACUGAGUUCUCAGUCGGAAUCCCUUUGGUCGCCGAGGGAAAGAUCAGUGUCUCGACGACCCUCAACAAUGAAUGGAGAUUCGGCAUCCAAAACACGUUCUCGAAGACCUACACUGCACAUUUCCCUGUCAAGGCGGGGCCUCAACAGACUGUUCACGCAGUGUCGACUGUUCAGCAGGGCACGCUCGAUGUGCCGUACACCAUGCACCUCGCCUCGAAGAGUGCGGGAGUUAAAGUGGAGAUGGAGGGUGUAUGGCGCGGCGUUUCUACGUGGGAAUUGCAUCAUGAUAUUAGCGUAGUUUGAACCUUAGUGUGGCUCUGGCGAAGACAGAGCGUACUGCAGCCUGAGGAUGUUGAUGUUGAUGUGUUGCUGGAUGCUUGGAUAUGAUACAUGUUGAAACAAC